AACCCAGAAAGCCAACAAUUGAACACGUUCACAACUUUCCUUGUAGCAAAUCCUUUUCGAUACUGGUUAUUGGGCAAAUGUCUUGGAGCCGGAGCUUUUGGCAAGGUGUAUGAGUGUACUUUUCCAAGGGGAAACUAUGGAGGCCCGUGUGCUGUGAAAAUAGUCAAGAUAGAGCCUCAGUAUACUCAAUCGCAAAAGGAGGUGGAGCUCCUCACCAAUGAAAUCAAUAUUUUGAAAGAAAUCAGACACGACCGAGUUGUGGCCUAUUAUGGAAGCGUAGAGAAAGACAAUCAUCUCCAUCUAUUUAUGGAAUUGAUGAGAGGGGGAUCAUUGUCUGAUCGCAUAAAGGAGAAAAAAGUUCUCUCAGAAGAAGAGUCGAGGAAGUACACCAUGCAAAUGUUGGAAGGAGUAUUUUUUCUACAUUCAAAAGAAAUUAUUCAUGGGGACAUCAAAGGAUCAAAAGUCCUUUUAGAUGAAUAUGGAAAUGUUAAACUGGCAGACUUCAGACUAUCAAAAAUAAUUCAGGACAAAACUCGUGUUGAAGGUCACGUCGACAUUCUUUGUGCUUUAAAGAAAGAGAGGACGCCAAGUCUGUUUCUGUAA
Messenger RNA from Pocillopora verrucosa, 603 nucleotides. The record is from RefSeq and is a predicted model, not a curated record. Lineage: Eukaryota; Metazoa; Cnidaria; Anthozoa; Scleractinia; Pocilloporidae.